AUUAUGAGAUUUGUGCUAUCUGUCCUCAACACACAAGCCUGAAAAUUUAAGUAAAUGCAACAAUAAUAAUAUGACUUUGUUUUCUGAAAUAGCAGGUUCUGAAAAGGAAUCGAUUGAGUUGAAGUCUUAGCGAUUUAAUGUUUUCAGAAAAAGUCAAAACUUUAAUUUUACUUUGAAAUCUUUCUUAUUUUUUUUUUUUUUUUUUUUUUUUUUUUUUUUUUUUUUUUAAAACAAGAGUUAACUUUAAUACAGUGAAGAACAAUGGAAGAAAUUGUUCAAUGUGAUGAAAGAAAUAAAGUUGAGGAAGAAGAGCAAUAUGAUGAUGAUGAAGAAGAAGAAGAAACAGUUCUAAGUGAGCAAGAAGAACAUUAUGACGAAGAAGAACAAAAUGAAAGUUCUGAAGGGAAUGUGACCCUUACACACAAAAGGAAGUACAUAUGCAACGUGUGUCAAAAGACUUUUAAUUAUCGAUCUGUUUUUAUCCGACAUCAGAAUGUCCAUUCAUUUGAAAAACCUUACUUCUGUGACGUCUGCAAGAGGACAUUUCGAUGCGAAGAGAAGCUUCAAAUGCAUUUGUUGUUCCACACCAAAGGGCCUUAUACGUGUGAAGUAUGUGACAAAACCUACUCCAAAUUGCGUUAUCUCCGAACACACUUUAAACUUCACACGAAUGAAAGAUUUUAUGUUUGUAAUGUUUGCAAUAGAACAUUUCAGCAACUGAAAAGUCUGCAAAUCCAUCAAAUGACACACACGGAUGAGAAACCUUACACUUGUGAAACUUGUAAUAAAGGUUUUAAACAUAUUUCUUACCUGCAAAGACAUAUACUUAUCCAUGCAGAGGAAAAACCACACGUGUGCUACGUCUGUAAAAAGAGUUUUUCUCGAAAAAUGUACCUGAAAAAUCACUUGCUCGUUCACACAAGCGAGAAAUCUCAUGUUUGUGAAUUAUGCAAUAAGGGUUUUGCGCGUUUGUCUAGUUUACAAAAGCAUUUGACUAUACACAGUUGUAAAGAAACCUAUGCUUGUGAACAUUGUGACGCUAAGUUUACUCAAAAAAGAAGGUUUGAAAAACAUCAAGUGAGACAUAACGAUGAAAACUGUUUGCAUGUUUGUGAAAUUUGUGAAAAACGCUUUAUGCAAAAAACUGAGCUUCAAAUGCAUUACGCUACUCAUCUUAAAGAAACGUUAUUUGAAUGUGAGAAAUGUAAAAAAGAGUUUAAUCGCAAAGAUAAUUUUAAAAGGCAUUUACAAAUUCAUAACAAAUGCCGUGUGGUGACUGAGAACGCAUGAUUAUUUAUUUAAGACAUAAUUCUUUUGUCAAGUUGAUGCAAAACCAAAAAAAGUGUCUAUGAAUCAAAUUGUUUGUUAAACUACACAUGAUAUUAUGGCAGUUAUGAGAAAAAAAAUUUAUACUUACAUUUAUUUUUUAGAAAAAAAUUUUUUAUUGUGAAAUUUUUUUUUUCCUGGUUAAUUUAUAUUUAUCUAUACAGGGUGCCCCAAAACUCAUGAUGCAUAUGUGAAAGAGUGAUAAAACACAGAUAGAAAAGCACAAAUCACCAUACAAUCAAUGAUCAGAAUGCUAAUCGUAAAGCAUAGUUCUGCUUUCUACACAAAGAAUGGGUAGCACGUGUUUGGUCAGAUAGUACGGUAUGUUAAGUCUAACCACUAACCGGUCGUUUGCGCCGUAUUAAAGCGAGCUUUUCUUUCACAGUUUUUUUAUUAUAUUAAAUGUUAUUCUAACAGACCUUUAUUUUUUUUAUGAAAUAUUUUUUUCUCCGUGAAACUUUUUUCUGCAUAAGUACAAACCAGUCGAAAAUGUUCUCAUUGUGAAAAUGACUGUUAGUGCUAGUACUGUUAAAUACAUUAAAAUUUAACUGUGGACGAUGAUUUUUAAAUUUGGAUACUAUUGUAAGCCAAAAAUUUUACAAUCGAAACAUUGUUUUUGAAUAUAUGGGGAAAAUUAUAUAGAAAUUGACCAGUCAUAAAUGAUUUUUAUUUGUAGUGACAAUUUUUGAAAAUAUCUUCCUACUUUACCAUAUUUUCUUUUAAAUUUAAUAAAAAAGUAAGUAAGGAAGAAAGGAAUAGCUUAGUUAAAACUGGCAAUUAAGUAUUGACUUGCAAGACUCCUCUGUGUGUACUGCAGCAUAAAUAAGGCACAUUCAAAUUUAUUAUAAUUAAAUAUUUUUAUAAAAUUAUUGGUUCAAUAGACUUUUUUUUUGUUGAGUUAUGCAGUUGUGAAGGAUUGCAUAAUAUAAAGUUAUGUUUGAUUAUAUAUAUUUUCAUUUAAAAAAAUCUUUGUCUUUAUUUAUAAAUUUUUAAAUAUUUAAUUUUUUCAACUACUUGGGAUCAAUCAAGUACAACAUCAAAUCUUGUCUAAGUAUGUUAAGGUUAAAAUUCUGUCCUGUUAUCUCAGUAUACUGUUGAUCAGCAGAGUACUCUAAUUAAAAUAAUAUUGUGUAUAUGCA
Messenger RNA from Parasteatoda tepidariorum (common house spider), 2465 nucleotides. RefSeq lists its product as uncharacterized. Gene Ontology annotation, molecular function: RNA polymerase II cis-regulatory region sequence-specific DNA binding; DNA-binding transcription factor activity. The record is from RefSeq and is a predicted model, not a curated record. NCBI's taxonomy places the organism in Eukaryota, Metazoa, Arthropoda, Arachnida, Araneae, Theridiidae. Gene Ontology annotation, biological process: regulation of transcription by RNA polymerase II.